AAUUAAUUAAUUGGACCUUGUUUAGAUCAAGUAUCUUGUUUUUAUCCAAAAAAUGUUUCGUGUUAAAAAUAUUACAAAAAGCGGAGAGAAAGUCAACAAAAAAAAUUUUUUUUGCUUGAAACCUCUGAUAUAGCCUCGUAUAAAAAAUUCAGAUCCCUUCUUUAUGUAGAAUCGAGUUCGAAUAACGAUGUAAUUAACUGUGUAACAUGCAUAUGUGUGGAAUUUUUAUUUAGAUCUAAAAGCAUCUUCAGAUUAAAGUCCGCACGAAUAGCGCAAUCUGGAUGAUUAUAUUUACUGAUGAACACAUAAUAUUUUUAACGGCCAGUAAAUAGAUGUAAAAAGAAUUACGAAUACUCGCAAACUGACGCAUGCGAAAAGGAGGAGGAGAAAAGGAGGAAUCGUCAUAACAGAAGCCCACGUCAGAGUCUGUUACUGUGCUCUCUUCGUUAAUUUUAGUACACGCUUCACUACUGUCUAGUUUCGCAAAGACGAUAGUCGCGCGUGCGUGCAAUAAUGAUAUCGGGCCAAGAACACCGAACAGUGUCACAACAUUGAGCAGGUGAUCCGCAAUCAACGAGCUAAUAUCGGCAAAUAAACUUCAGAAUCUCUUCUCGCUCAGCAAUUAAUAAUGAUGCUCAUUUAUCUUCUAAUCUUUUGUUAUAUUUUAAGUUCAGCAGUAAGCAACCCAACCACGUGGCUGAUGCAGGGCGACGUAUUCACCGACGACGAAGCGAGGUCCCGACUCAUCGAAUUGGACAGCCACGAGUCGUAUACUCCAGUGAGUACCAGAGCGGAGAUGUACUACUGGGCCCGACCGGGUAAGGUUAUCAGCUGUGUGAUAGCCGCGGCUGUCAAUCAGCGCGGCCACGUGAGCAUAGUCGAGGGCGGUUACAGAGCCAAGAAGGUCCUGAUCCGUUACAUGACGGAUAAUGGCGAAAAAGAUGUCUUUUACGUUCUCGUGCAGGCCGCGAAAAGGGAAUCGGUGUUUGUUGAGCAGAAUGCCGUGAAAACCUCAAGACUGGGCAUCGUCUACGAGCCCAUUAGAAAUUGGUCACUCGCAGAAAUACAGAACGCCUUACGCAACAGUACCGACAUUUUUCCAUAACGGGAUGCACCGAUUUUAAAUUUAUUCAUGAACCAAUGAUGGCAUUUUAUAUAAUACUUGGAAAGCUAGUGUUGUUUGUUGUAAUACUUUUAUAAUGUUUCUACAAUGCGCAAUGCCGUAAAAGCCAAAGAUUUUUCUACAUAUAUUUUUCAUACUUUUGUGUGAAACUAAUGUACAAUAUAUUGACACUUUUGUGAUACUAAUGUGCAAGAUCUGCCAAAGAGCGUUAUUUUUUAAAAAUGAAAAUAAUUUUAAAAACAUCCGUACAAACAUGUGGUGUUCCAUAUGAUUUUCCCUACAGGUUUUAUAAUUGCAAUCUUCUUUCCCUCUUUAAUAAAUUGUUAACCCUUAAUACUCUAGGUUACUGUAACUCGGACAUUAAUUUUAUUUGAGUUAAAAUGCACCAGAGAAAUACGAAAACAAUUUUUAUAUGUGUUAACAUUUUUAUAUGUCAUCAUUUUAUUUUUUAGUAUUUUAACCCAAACAUAAUUGGUUGCUACUGCGCAUCCUUGGGAAUAAAUUAUUUUUCUUUUUACAUCAUGGCUUUAGUGCCAAAAACACCGAGUAUUCAAAUCGAAAAUAUUAUAUAUAAUUCCUCUGUUUUAAAGCUGAAGUAGCUCCUUAAAUUAUAAAAAAAUUUCAGAUUUUAUCUAGUGACAUAAAAUUGUAUUUUUUUUUUCUUUGAUUUUGCAUUGUAAGAAGGAAUUAGAUUGUUUUAAGUAAAUUAACUUAUUAAAUAAUGAGCACAAAUUUCACAUAACAUUGUUUUAAUUUAAAAUGUUUUCAAACAUAAUAUAAAAGUCUAAAACGUUUGAGAAAUAUUUAAAACGCUUUUUAAAUGUUUCUACAGCGCUUCUUAUAUAAAUUGUUCAGCUGAAGAAAUAAAGUUCAACAGUUCGAAUGGUUGAAUCUUCCCAUAUAAUUAUCGUCGCCAUGAUACGCUCAUUUGCAGCAGAUAACACAUCAUUUUACUUCCCCUGACAGAGCAACCAUGUAAUUGCGCAUGUUUUUGCCAAUGUAAUUAUGCAAAAUAUGCGUUAGUAGACGCUUAAGUGAGAUAUCGAAGCUCAGCAGUUUAAUCAAGAUGUACGUUGCAUAGUUAAUAUAAUUGUUUAAAAAUCUCUU
Messenger RNA from Monomorium pharaonis (pharaoh ant), 2230 nucleotides. RefSeq lists its product as uncharacterized. The record is from RefSeq and is a predicted model, not a curated record. NCBI's taxonomy places the organism in Eukaryota, Metazoa, Arthropoda, Insecta, Hymenoptera, Formicidae. Bases 629 to 1105 code for a protein of 158 amino acids. The transcript is spliced from 2 exons.